This is a messenger RNA of Biomphalaria glabrata, 3072 nucleotides long. RefSeq names its product exocyst complex component 8-like. The transcript is spliced from 16 exons. Bases 129 to 2177 code for a protein of 682 amino acids. Gene Ontology annotation, biological process: intracellular protein localization; Golgi to plasma membrane transport; exocytosis. Gene Ontology annotation, cellular component: exocyst. Lineage: Eukaryota; Metazoa; Mollusca; Gastropoda; Planorbidae. The record is from RefSeq and is a predicted model, not a curated record.
UCCGGCAAUAAUUGUUGACAUUUAAUUUUUUAGGUCCACAUCUUGAUAAAUAAUGUUUGGAUUUUAAACUUAUGUCUGUGUCAAUAGUUGCUUUCUAAAGAUCUUAAGAUUACAUAAAAUCUUUAAAAAUGACAGACGGGCUAGCCAGAAUACUCUCUAAACCUACGUAUGAAUCUGAACAAUUUGUAGCAAAACUGAGUGCAAAUGGAGAAGAUGCUUUGUUGGAAAUGAAAUCAAAAAUUCACAUGCUGAAUGAUGAAACUGCACAAGCACUUAAAAAGAAUGUUUUUAAAAAUUACUCACAGUUCAUUGAGACAGCUAGAGAGAUUUCUAUUCUUGAAGGAGAAAUGUACCAGUUGAGUCACAUGUUGUCGGAUCAGAAGUCUGAGAUGACUAAGAUGAUGGAACUCUCUCUAGUUAGUGAUAGAGCCAUUAUACAAGGUCUCAAAGGAGAGGAAGAAGAGAAAACUAACCCUGAGGAGGAAAAUAGGCGCAACUUGGCAUUUUUGUUAGAAAAAGUGGAAGGUUGCUCGAGUGUAGUUGAUGCCCCUGGCAGACAGUUAGUGCAUGAUGGUGAUCUGGUGGAGCUUGACGCAGAGACCCAUGCUCAGAUCCAGAGAGUUCAUGCCUUCCUCUUGAAUGACAGUCUGAUGAUAGCCACCUGGAUACCACACAGACGAGGGCCAAUGAGAUAUCGCUUCCAAGGUUUGUAUGAGCUGGAUGGUUUGGCAGUUGUCAAUGUGAGAGACACUGGUCCUGUGAAAAACGGCUUUAAAAUCUUGAAUUUCCCUGAAUCCCACAUGUAUCAGACUGAUACUGCAAAGGCCAAGCGUCAAUGGCUUGAUGCCCUGGAAGACACAAAGAAAAAGAAAGCUUUAAGAGACAAGCAAAAGAAAGAAGCUGCAAUGAGGUUAGCCGAGCAACAGUUACAAGCUGCCUUAGCGUCACCAGGAGAAGCAGAUUUGUCCAAAAGUUUUACUGAUGAUAAAGAGGAGUCUGUGGAUAGAGAUUAUCUGUCAGCUGAUUGGUUGCAGGAGCUGCCUGAAGAUCUGGAUAUGUACAUAGCCCAAAGAAAUUUUGAAGGAGCUGUGGAUCUAGUAGAAAAAGGUUAUGAUUACCUGACUGAUUGUCCUAAAGGUCCUGCCUUAAAAGAAUUUAAGGCAAGGAUAGAACACAGAGUUAAACAGUUAACUGAUGGGCUGAUGAAUGAACUGCAAGUAUCCCCUGAGAGGUCUCUGAGGGGUGGUCCUAGAGCUGCCAGGAGGGCUGUGACUCAGCUGAUCAGACUUGGGAAAUCUGCACAGGCUUGUGAGCUGUUCUUGAGGAAUCGUAGUGCCAUCAUCAAAUACAACAUUCGACAACUGAAGUUUGAAGGGGCUACAACUCUGUACAUUCGUUGUUUAUGUGGAGUCUUUUACUCUUCAUUGUCUGACACUGCCAAAGAAUUUAUCAAAGCAUUCCCUGGACAUUAUGGAUGCUAUUCUGCAUUUGUCAUUUGGGCCAAACAAGAGCUUCAGUCUUUUGUUAGCAUUUUUAAACGGCAGGUGUUUGAAAGUAAAGCAAGUCUCAGUACAAUAGCUGACUGUGUGCUUCUGGCCAGAGGUCAUUGUCAGGAGCUCAGCACAAUAGGGCUUGACAUUGAGUUCUGUCUAGAUGCACUUUUAGAUAUUUCAAUUCAGAAUGUGAUAGAAGAGACUAAAGAUCAACUUAUAGAGGGCAUAAAAUACAGAGCACAUGAUGAUGUCUGGCGACCAAUGAACCAUUUAACUCAGGCUGACUGUGAUAAGUACAUUGCUGACGUAGCCACCACCGGAUAUGAUUUAACUCCAUACAUUUUUGACAAAUGUUUCAUUGCCAUCACCAUGAACUCCAUCCAGUUUUCUAAAGUCAUUGUCACCUUUGCCGAGGACCUUCUAAAACUACACUCUAGUGAACAGGAGGACAGCAGUGCUGAUGUUAUAACCACUGUGUUCAAGGCACAGAUAACUCAUAUUGAGCAUUCCUUGCAAUCAGAACAAUUGAAAAAAGAGCAUGUGUUGAUACUUAAGAAUGCUCAGUUCCUUUUGGAGGUUGUCAUGGACAAAAUCAAAACCCUGUACACAAAGUACAAUGUUCCUUUCCCUGUGAAGCUGCAACACUUGAGCAGCCACUACCGCAAGCUGAAGGCCAGCAAAUAAAGAACCCCUUGACCAUAAUGUGAUACAGUCUUGUUGGCUAGUUGGUGAUAAUCUUGUUUCAGUGUGAUCAUUGCUGUCAGAAUAAAAAUACAUUUUGACAGUGCUUCAGCUGGCUUAAGUCAGUAUUAAGCUCCUUGUAUCUUUGUAUACAAUACCUUGUAUAACAUGAUCAUUAUUUUAUAUACUGGAAAUAUUUUGCUUUCUCUAGUUUGUUGCAUGUCAAGGCUCUUACUGUGUUGACUAGCCCAUUUUGUUUUUUAAUGGUUAACCAUUGAUGGCUACACUUCCUAUUUUCUAUGUCUAAAUUGCAUCUCAAGUUAAGAUUCCAGAGCAUGAUUUAAAUUUGUAUGCAUUUGGCUUGGCAUUCUGGCACCUUACCACUCAGCACCAUAUUCCCUUGUGCUCAUAGCUCAUGUGGGCAAACUAUCAGUAUGACAAACCUUAGCAGCAUGUGAUCAAUAUUGACCUACAUUACCCCCAAGAUGAAGGGGCACUAGCAGAGCUCUUUUAGUGCUCUUCUAUUUCCAUAGUCACAAUAUUGUUGUCAGUGUGACUGAGCUCAUGCCUUGCUUUCCCCUCCGAAAAGAAUCUUUAAAAAGUUACAAGUCCUAGAGAGACAUUGAUCCAUCUUUUAAGUUGUCUCGCUGAAUUCCUUUUUUUUGUCUCCCUUCACUUUCUUCUUCAUUUCUCGCAUGUCCUUCACAUUUGACACAUUGCAUCACUAAGAAGUUCAUUAUUAGCGCACACAAAAUUGCCAUAAGCUUUGAAAAUAUUAUAGGCCUGUUGUUGACUUGUAGGAUUCAUUUAGUUUUACUUAAAAAAUAUUAUUGUGAUAAUGUUUUGUUUUUUUUUAUGUGCAAUAAAAUUGAGAAAGAAAUAAACUUGUAUCAGUUGA